AUGGACAAAGAUCACAUUGCUAAAAUACUAGAUGGAUGUGAUUUCUAUACAAUUGUUGGCAUUCAAAAUCUCAUCGAUAGAUGUUUGGUGACGAUAAUUGACGGAUGGGACAAGGUGCAGAUGCAUGACCUGAUUCGUGGAAUGGGAAGAGAAAUUGUUCGCCUAGAAUCAAAGGAGCCUUGGAAGCGUAGUAGAGUAUGGCAUCAUAAGGACUCUUUCAAAAUCUUGACGGAAAAGAAUGGUACGAAAACAAUUGAAGGUCUUGUCCUCGACAUGCACAUGUGCCCCACUAUAAACUCAAAUGAGAAAGUCUUGGAAACCAAUGCAUUUUCAAGGAUGCAGGAACUAAAACUACUCCAUCUUAGUCAUGUAAAACUCCACGGAUGUUACGCAAAAUUUUGUAGUGGACUAAGAUGGUUGUGUUGGCUUGAAUUUCCUCUGGAUUCUAUACCCGUUGAUUUUCCUUUGGGAAGCAUUAUUGUUCUUGAAAUGCAAUACAGCGGUCUAAGACAAGUAUUCAAGGGAACAAAAUAUCUUCUGUCCUUGAAGAUCCUUGAUCUCAGCCAUUCCCAUUCCCUUACAGAAACCAUUGACUUCUCAUAUUGCCCAAAUCUAGAGAAAUUGGUUCUAGUAGACUGCACGAGGCUGAUUUAUGUCCAUGGAUCCAUUGGAAACCUAGAGAGACUUAUUUACUUGAAUAUGAAAGAUUGCAAAAAGAUUAGGAUGCUUCCCAAGAACAUUUGUAUGCUAAAAUCACUUGAAACAUUUAUUAUAUAUGGUUGCUCAAAUCUAAAGGAGUUAUCAAUUGAGAUGUUGAGGAACAUGGACUCGUUAAAAGUGCUUGAGACAGAUGGAAUUCCGAUAAGUGAAUUAUGGCUAGAAAGAAGUUCGAGUAUCUUGGGUUCUUUACCAUGCUCUUUAGUAGAAUUAAGUCUUUGGGGUUGCAAUCUUUCAGAUGAUGCAUUUCCUAUGGAUUUUAGUAAUAUGUCGUCAUUGCAAAGACUAAAUCUAGGGAAUAAUCCAAUUUGUGGCCUACCAAAUUGUAUCAAAGGAUUAGCGAGGCUUGAUAAACUCUCUUUUUCCAUGUGUACGAGUCUCAAAUCGCUUCUGGGGUUACCAAGACUAAACAACUUGGAUAUUGUAGAUUGCAUUUCAUUGGAGAAAAUAACAUAUCAAUCCUUUAGCUUAGAGUCAGCCACUUCAUUUAGUCGCAACAACCUAGUUGAGUGGCAGUACAAGUACGCCAUUGGAAGUGUAGAUGUAGAAAAUAUCAACCUCUUGGGAUUGUGCAACUUGUUGGAAUCAAUGGCACCCAUUUUACAAAAGGAUGAUCCAAUUCCCGUCCAGGGACUGUACGAAUGUGGUAUAAUCAGCACAUUUUUUGCUGGGAAUGAGGUUCCAGGCCAAUUCAGCCACAAAAGAAGAGGGUCCUCAAUAUCUUUUACUGUGCCAUUACUUGAUAAUCACAGAACUCGAGGCUUGAUUGUCUUUGUUAUCUAUGUGAAUGCUGGCUAUGAUUCUCCUAUUGUCCACCACACUUAUAUAUCACAUAUAAGAGUCAAAAAUAAGAGCAAGGGUCUGUGGGGGGCGUAUUUCCCAUCACACUACAGUAUUCCAGGUGAAGGAGAAGACAUGAUAUGGUUAAGCCACUGGAAUUUGUAUGAUCAGUUAGAAGGUGGCGAAGAAGUGGUUGUUUCUGUAAUUAUGAAAUCUGGGCUUCUGGUAAAGGAGUUGGGCAUCCGACUUGUGCAG
This is a messenger RNA of Prunus avium (sweet cherry), 1752 nucleotides long. The record is from RefSeq and is a predicted model, not a curated record. Lineage: Eukaryota; Viridiplantae; Streptophyta; Magnoliopsida; Rosales; Rosaceae.